AUGGAACUAGUAAAUGUUUAUGAAAGUGACAACCAUGAGACCUGCAGCAAGUACAAUAAGAUGGGACUUAACAGAGAUGGAGAUACUUAUGCAAACAAGGACCGAAAACUCAGCUACACUGAAGAAAGAGCUCGAAACCAAAGAGUUCUGCAUAUAAAGCUCACGGCAGAGAGAGAGGUACAAGCAACACACAUGUUACAGUCCAGUUCAAGAGAUCAAAAAGAGAAAGACCUGUUACAGAACAGCUUCAGCUCUUUGAGUCAGAAGAAGUUGGAGCUGGAGACCAGAGUCAAAGAUCUCACCGCUGAGAAAGACCAGUUACAGAGCAACUUCAGCUCUAUGAGUCAGGAGAAGCUGGAGCUGGAGACCAGAGUCAAAGUCAGAAGAAACUGGAGCUGGAGACAAAGUCAAAGACUAACCGCUGAGAAAAGCCAGUUACAGAGCAGCUUCAGCUCUUUGAGUCAGAAGAAACUGGAGCUGGAGACCAGAGUCAAAGGUCUCACCGCUGAGAAAGACCAGUUACAGAGCAUCUCCAGCUCUUUGAGUCAGAAGAAACUGGAGCUGGAGACCAAAGUCAAAGAUCUAACCGCUGAGAAAAGCCAGUUACAGAGCAGCUUCAGCUCUUUGAGUCAGAAGAAACUGGAGCUGGAGACCAGAGUCAAAGAUCUCACCACUGAGAAAGACCAGUUACAGAGCAACUUCAGCUCUUUGAGUCAGAAGAAACUGGAGCUGGAGACCAGAGUCAAAGAUCUAACCGCUGAGAAAAGCCAGUUACAGAGCAGCUUCAGCUCUUUGAGUCAGAAGAAACUGGAGCUGGAGACCAGAGUCAAAGAUCUAACCGCUGAGAAAAGCCAGUUACAGAGCAGCUUCAGCUCUUUGAGUCAGAAGAAACUGGAGCUGGAGACCAGAGUCAAAGAUCUCACCACUGAGAAAACACAGUUACAGGGAAACAUUGGAUCUUUGAAUCAGAAGAAACUGGAGCUGGAGACCAGAGUCAAAGAUCUCACUACAGAGAAAACACAGUUACAGAGCAACUUCAACUCUUGGAGUCAGAAGAAACUGGAGCUGGAAACCAGAGUCAAAGAUCUCACCGCUGAGAAAACACAGUUACAGGGAAACAUUGGAUCUUUGAAUCAGAAGAAACUGGAGCUUGAGACCAGAGUCAAUGAUCUCACUGCUGAGAAAAGCCAGUUACAGAGAGAUUUUAACUCUCUGAAUGAGAAGAAACUGGAGUUAGAACGCAGAGUCACGUCUCUGAGUGAGGAACUGAAGAAAGAAGCAUCUAAAAGAGGUUGGUUUUUCGUGUCCACUGAGUUGAAGAGCUGGUCUGACAGCAGACAGUACUGCAGGGAUCAUGGAGCUGAUCUGAUCAUUAUCAAGAGUGAAGAGAAGCAGAGACACAUAUCUUCAUUCAUCAGUGAGAGUGUGUGGAUUGGUUUGUCUGACAGAGAGAACGAGGGCAUCAUGAAAUGGGUGGAUAAUUCAAAGCUGGAUCAAGUGUUUUGGGCCACGGGUCAGCCGGAUAAUUAUCAAGGUGGAAAUGAGGACUGUAUUGAACUGAUGCCUUCACAUCCCAUCCUGGAGAACUGGAAUGAUCGCCCAUGCUUUGAAAAGAAAAAAGGGAUUUGUGAGAAAUAGGGUUCAUCAUUGUCUUGCUUUUGCAUGCUUUCACAUUCCUCCAUUAAAGCAACUGAUAGUAUGUCCAACUUCUGCUGUUAUGUUUCUCAUUUGUUGUUCUAAAUGUGUUGAGGUGACAAUCAUAGUAGAAGUCUAAAGUGCUCUGAUUUUGAGUGUCUGUAAAAUUGCUUCUGAUUUUAAUUGCUUUCUGUUUUAAUCAAAUGGUCAAUUGACAGUAU
Molecule: messenger RNA, 1856 nt
Organism: Cyprinus carpio (common carp)
Lineage: Eukaryota; Metazoa; Chordata; Actinopteri; Cypriniformes; Cyprinidae
Product: C-type lectin domain family 4 member M-like
Exons: 7
Coding region: 1-1638 (545 amino acids)
Source: RefSeq, a predicted model, not a curated record